Anopheles bellator is the source of this 466-nucleotide messenger RNA. RefSeq lists its product as uncharacterized. Lineage: Eukaryota; Metazoa; Arthropoda; Insecta; Diptera; Culicidae. Bases 31 to 360 code for a protein of 109 amino acids. The transcript has a single exon. The record is from RefSeq and is a predicted model, not a curated record.
AUCGCUAACGCAACUAUCACGCAGCUCAGAAUGAAUUACUUUUUGUUGCUCACAACCGUUCUCUGCAUUGCCAUCGCGUUGGCCCUGCCUACUCCCCAGGAGGUCAUUGCCAAUGUGGUCAUCACCUACCAAAAUGGAACAAGACGAGAGUUUAACUACACCUCCCAGGCGAACGGCACCCGCCAGCUGCCGGACAUUUUCGGCAUCUUGUCCAACUUUACGCAGCCGUUCAACUUUACACCUCCAAAGCCACCAACCAUUCCCCGGAUCUUUCCGUUUCCGCAGAUUCCGGGCCUCAACUUUACCCUUCCACAGUUUGGCCAAGGCUUGAGCAAUCCGUUCAACAUUUUCUCCGGAUAGUGUAUUGUGGAUCAUCUGCGGCAGUCAAGUGAACUUGAUCGUGAAAGUGUCAACCUACUUCCCGAAGUAAAUGAGCCAAUAAAUAUAAAUGUUAUGUAAUCACUAA